This is a messenger RNA of Balaenoptera ricei (Rice's whale), 2190 nucleotides long. It is a transcript of the gene FAM78A, whose product is annotated as family with sequence similarity 78 member A. The record is from RefSeq and is a predicted model, not a curated record. The transcript has 3 exons. NCBI's taxonomy places the organism in Eukaryota, Metazoa, Chordata, Mammalia, Artiodactyla, Balaenopteridae. Bases 1208 to 2059 code for a protein of 283 amino acids.
GACCUGCAUCCCCGCGGGGUAGGCGAGCGGGCGGCGGUCUUUGCGUGCGCUGCGCUCCGGCCGGCGGCUGCGGGCGGACACGGGGCCAGGCCGGCGCAGGGGCUGAGUUUCUGCAAAGUUUGACCUGGUUGCCUUUCCGAUGCUGCACCAGAGCGAGGCAACGCGGGGCGCGCCAGGCGGCUGCGGCGCGGCGGCGGGGCUGAGCGGUUACAGCACGCUCACAAUGAUCAUAAAAUAAAGCAGGCGCGCGGGGUGGGGGCGAGAGAGCCCCGAGCCUCACCCCUCCGCCCCCGGCCACCCCCCAGCAGCCCCGAGCUAGGAGGACGUGGGGGCCGGGGGCGCCCACGCCGGCCCCAGACCCCAGUAGAGCUAAAGGACACUGCUUGGGGAAAGGGGGGGCGCCCCGAGGACGUGCCCGCGGCGGGUUCAGGGCGUCCGGAGGGCGGCAGCCCGGGCACGCGGAGCGGGCCGAGGGGCAGGUCCUCGGCGGCCGCGGCGAACCAGGCGGCGGCCCGAGCGCAGCCCUGGGGCUCCGCACGGCGGCGGGCGGCGACAGCGACAGCGGCGAGGGGACGCGGCGUGCCCGCGAGUGGGCGCCGACGGGGAUCCGCGCCGCGCUCCUCGGGGGCCCCGCGGGAGCCGGGCGCUCGCCUCCUGGAAGCCACCGAGGGCGCCUGGACCUCGGCGGACUGAACAGAAACUGCUCUUCCAUUGAUUCGGCCGGACUGGGCAGGCGGCCGGGUGCGUGUGCCCCGAGCGCGUGCGGAAGGCAGAAGGGCAGGAAGUCGGUCUUCUGCAGCGAGGGUGGCGGCACCGCGCAGGCGACGGAGCCUUCCUUAUUUAUGUGCCUGCCGGCAUUUGCCUUCUUCGCCCCAAGACUUCAGGGAGCGUCUCUGAGCUGCGUUCCCCGCGUGUGAGGCACGGAAGGAAGGGCCGGAUGUCUGAACAACAUGAUUAUCCAUUAACCUCCAAACUUUUCUUUUUUUAACCCAAAGAAUAUCGGUGAUUUUUGUCCACUGCUAGCAGAAGAAGAGAGAACCCAGGGCCCUUGAAAUGCAGCAAAAUCCUUAUUUAUAAUCAGGCCCGAGGUAGUGAUAUGCAAACCCCCUCUACUCAGUGAAUUUUCUAUCCUAUGGAUAUCAGUCUUGAGAUUUGAGAUUGGAGAGCUGUACUGUCUGCACUGGGUCCGGCAGCCUCCAUCCUUUCAAUGCCCGAUUUUCUCUGGGACUGCUGGCCUUCCCUGGAGAUCAGAGCCGUACUGUGUGCCAUGGGCUGUAUUCAGAGCAUCGGGGGCAAAGCCAGAGUCUUCCGGGAAGGCAUCACGGUGAUCGAUGUCAAGGCCUCUAUCGAUCCCAUCCCCACCAGCAUCGAUGAGUCCUCCAGCGUGGUGCUCCGCUACCGGACACCCCACUUCCGUGCCUCGGCCCAGGUGGUCAUGCCGCCCAUCCCCAAGAAGGAGACCUGGAUAGUUGGCUGGAUUCAGGCGUGCAGCCACAUGGAGUUCUACAACCAGUAUGGGGAGCAGGGCAUGUCCAGCUGGGAGCUCCCGGACCUCCAGGACGGCAAGAUUGAGGCCAUCAGCGACUCGGAUGGGGUGAACUACCCCUGGUACGGCAACACCACGGAGACCUGCACCAUCGUGGGCCCCACCAAGAGAGACUCCAAGUUCAUCAUCAGCAUGAAUGACAACUUUUACCCCAGCGUCACGUGGGCCGUGCCCGUCAGCGAGAGCAACGUGGCCAAGCUGACCAACAUCUACCGGGACCAGAGCUUCAUCACGUGGCUGGUAGCCACCAACACCUCGACCAACGACAUGAUCAUUUUGCAGACACUGCACUGGCGCAUGCAGCUCAGCAUCGAGGUGAACCCCAGCCGGCCCCUGGGCCAGCGCGCCCGGCUGCGGGAGCCCAUCGCCCAGGACCAGCCCAAAAUCCUGAGCAAGAAUGAGCCCAUCCCGCCCAGCGCCCUGGUCAAGCCCAAUGCCAACGACGCUCAGGUCCUCAUGUGGCGGCCCAAGUACGGGCAGGCGCUGGUGGUGAUCCCGCCCAAGCACCGGUGACAGCCAGGGCGCCCGCGAGGUGACACCCGAGUAACAACACCACGCAAACAACCCGCACGGACUCUGCAGUCGUUCAGCAAAAUACAACCUUUCUACCUUCUCCAGCGGGCGGAUCUCACUGUGCGAACGCC